CCAGUUAGCUAUCAUGUCCACAGAUCCAUUUACAAUUUUCUCCAAGACUGUUCCCAUCGCUGUGAUGUGUGUCGUUUUCUACAGCGGCUGUUUUGACAGCAUCGAUGCGGCCCAGGGUUCUGGCGAGCCUGUCUACAGAACAUAUGUAAAGUACCUGAACUUGAUCCUCAGCUCAGUUGAAAUUGAUUUUGACGACAAUGCCACGCUAGUUGCUGGCACCAUGUCCAUGGCCAAGAGCAGCGAUCGCUCAGAGGCAACAGCAGUCGUAGAUAUGCGUACAAAGCGAAGCGCCAAGGUCACGGUACAAAAUAUGACGUUUAAACUGGAGCAAAGGGCUACACAGCUCGGCUGGAAGUUCAAGGACGCGAGCGGUACUGACUACAAAUGGAACACGCCAAUCAAAGGCAAUCGGUGGGAGCUGCGAGAUGGCAAUGGGUCUGUUGUUGCGACACUCAAUAUCAGGAAGUUCCAUCCUGAAAAGCUGGAGAUUAGGCCUACCAUGGACAAGCAGCUCCGCACCCUUGUUUUAACUUCGCUGAUCUCUUGUAUUGUCACUGUCGCCAGUCAGGAACCCAACUACACCAAUGUGGCAUACGAGCUGCUAAGGGGUUAUUGAUUGCUGCUUAGAGUAUCCAGCGGUAGGCCAUUUGAAGGCAAUUGUGCUACUCGGUAUGCGUUUGCACUUUAUCUGUCAGUAAUAUGGUGUCGCAUGUUCUUGUUUAGCGUCUUGGUUAUUGUAGCGCUAUUGUCAGCUCACCUUGCUCGCGCCCCAGAAAAACAGAAUGCUGAG
Molecule: messenger RNA, 790 nt
Organism: Linderina pennispora
Lineage: Eukaryota; Fungi; Kickxellomycota; Kickxellomycetes; Kickxellales; Kickxellaceae
Exons: 1
Coding region: 14-616 (200 amino acids)
Source: RefSeq, a predicted model, not a curated record